AUGACGACUUUAAUCUUCGAUGAAGACGAGGUAGAAUUAGCAAGCAAAUCGGAGGUAAAGUAGACUUCCCCUGAGAUUAUUUUUUGGUUGUCUUUUGUCAUACGGAUCGUGGUUUCGCCAAUAUGGCUCCCAUAUCGUUCUCAAGUACCACUGUCCUUGCCAACCAACAUCCGACAAAUACGGCUUUACAGGGUUUUCAACGUUUCGUAAAAAAAAACACUCAACCUUGUAAAUCCUGUACGUGAUGGCUUUAGUUCGUGAAUGGUGGUCGUUUUAAGUGCACGCGGACACGGCACAUUAUUUUAGAUGUUUUGGGUUCAUCUCUGGCAAAACAGCUGAGCAAAAUUAUGAUGUCCAUUGCGAGAUCGAAAGCAGAGAUCCAAGGCAUCCGCACGUGUAGGUCAACCCCGUUAAUGCGACCGCCGUUGGGCCAUAAAAUCCUGGUCGUAAUAACGAGGUGGUCGCAUUAACGGGGUCUUCAUAAUGAUAUAAUGACUCAAUGGUUGUUACGUUUGGUUUGAAAGAAUAUGGCCGCAAUAACGAGGUGGUCUUAAAAACCAAACAGUCCAGUAGUUUCUAGAUCAGAGCAAUCAUGCUUUUAGCAUCAUGAUUUUUAAAACGAUAAUCAUACAUAAGAUAAAAUGUAAACUUAAAGGGAACAGAAAAUUAAUGUCCUUUAAUUUGGGGUGUUGUAGUUUGAUUUUGUUCGUUUAAUUAAUCGGGAUGGGCAGAGUAGAAUGCUACAUUCAGCAAACCCGGCCGGGUGAAAAUUGUGUUAAUAGUCUUCAAUUAAUGGUUGAACUCUGUUGAACACUGAGACUCAAUAAAGACAGGAAUUAUUCCUGUCUUUAUUGAGUCUCAAUGUUCAACUAGGGACUGAAACAGUUAAGAGAUUGACUAUACAAUCUGAGACAAAGGAAAUGAAACCUUUAUAGUAUUGGUUUCAAAAACCUUCAUUGCAUUAAUUUCUUAUUCCUAAUUAUGUGCCAUUGCACAUCUUCCCUGGGAAAGAUGUACAAUCAUGGCAAUCUUAAUAAAUUGAUUAACCCGAAACUCUUUGCCAACUGGGCAGUUAAACCACUACCCCUCUUAGAUUCACACUUGGGACAUAAUGACACAUUAACUUAUAAGGAGCUUAUGUUGCCAAUGUGAACAACAACAUAACGACAUAAACGUAAGUAAAACAAAAUAGAUGGCAGCGAAGACUCUACUUGUUGCAUUUGUCUUUGUUUCAAGUUUACAGAGAAGACAACACCAAUGAAAGCUUCAAAACAUUUUGAUGGCUUUCACCGUUUUAUUUUUUUUAUUUUUUAUUUUUCGUGGAUUAUUUUUCAUUUUGUGGUGAAAGGGUUUUUGAUAAUAGACAGGGUAUUUCUGAACUGUUUCUGAUUGGAGUUCAUCAAUCCCAUCAACUGCAACAUCUCCACUAACAAUGUCCUCCCCUGAAGCUGCCACAUUGAGAAUCAUGCUUGAGGAAGACUACAUUAAUUUGAUAGUUUCAAUAUGCUCUGUUUGGUUCUUUGUUAUGUCAUUAUGUCGAAGGUUGUUCACACUUGUUUUUACCAUGUAUAACAAAAACAUAAGGACAGAAUAAUGGACAUAAACAUAACAUUGACAUAAUCAAUUCUAUUGCUUUUGUUGUUAUGUUGUUAUAUGUUGUUAUGUCAACAUCAUUGUUCACACUACAAACAUAACAACAUUACAUAACCACCUUCUUAUACUGUUCGGCUUAUGUCAGUCAUUAAGUCACAAGGGUGAACCAGGCUUUAGAGACAUGUUGGUUUCUUCUGUAGCCAAUUUCUAGUUCACAUCAUUCACAUGGCAACAGAUUGACAGUAAUUACAGCCCCUCCCCAAACCUCAACCCCCAAACACCCCUUUUAUAGUAUCCCCAAGAUUUUAUCAGGUUGGCUCUAGUGUUACAAUAUAAUAAUUCUGCAGUACACAUAUGUUUAUAAUUUAUUAUUAUAUAUUAUAGUUUUACCACAGGCAGACCCAAGUCUAGACUCGAGUCCAGACAAAGAGUUUUCAAAAGCAGCGAUUUGCAUAAAGUAAAAGACUGCAUGAAUUAUUUACAAAAAUUUUACCCAGAUGUAGACAUUAAAUAAUUGCCUGGAUUGCAGGCAUAACAAUAAUAUCAGCACACUGCUCUCUUGUAACAUGAAUUUGGGCUGCUGAAUCAUUUCAGAUACUGGACCCAAGAUAAAUUAUUGCCUUCAAUUCGUCAAUAUCUUCAUUGUAGGGAACAUGUCCAUUAGCUGCUGGAGAAUUAGGUGAUAGCUCAACUGUCUUAAAUGGAUCAGCAUCCAUUGACGUCCCCUCUAGUUCUUCUAAUGCCAGCCAGCAGUUCACCCUAAUAGCAGCUGCAAUUCCGUCUACAGGUAAGUUGUGCUAAAAAUUAUAACUGUUUGUCACCUUUUGCCUGGCAUUAACUACAUUAGGAGAUUUAAGAAACCAAAGGUUUGGGAUUAUGAUGUAUACACCCCCAUGUAACAGUAAGGGUCUCAUGUAUUAUGUGUCAGGCUGCUGCCUGUGGACUGAAGACAUUGAUCUUUCAUAUCAAGGACAAUUUCUCACACUUGACUCUUAAAUGUGCUUAGUGUUCAUUUCAUGCCCUGCAUGUAACGCUAAACUUGUUGCCUUUGAAAUAGCUUUUGAAGUGAUCAAAGUUUUUUAAAUAUCUUUAUUUUUGGCAAUGUUUGGAGGUGUUCAGAAAGUCUUUGGAAGUUGCUGGGAUGUUUUCAGAAAUUCUGGUUAUGACAAGACAAAAAUCUCAUGUAUUUGAGUCAGAAAAAGUUGGCAGGUGUACUUUUCUUGUUCAAUCUUCAACGACAACAAUAAUAACAAUGUAUUAUUAUAAAACAACUAUUACUAUUGUUACAUUGGUUUUUGUGAUAUCCAGAAUAAUCAAGAUCUCAUUGUUAUCAGCCUACUGGCCUUUGGCUCAGCUGAUAAGAUUUCCCUUGACUUUGAUUAUUCUGGGUAUCACAAAAACCAGCUCAUCCAAUAAUAAUUAUGAUGAUAUGAUAAUUAAUAAUCAAGUAUUGUUUGUUAAUUAUCAUAUCAUCAUCAUUAUCACAUGUUUUAGAAAAGCUGCUCAAUGAGUUGGUGAGACAGACCCAAGAAAACGCAGUUCUUCUUCGUCAAGCACUGACUGAACUGCAUGAGUUGAAACAACAAGUACAAUGUCAAAGAAAGAUUCCAUUUACAGUCAAAACAUGUGGAUUUGAGGUAUGGUAUGGUGUGCAUGUCCAUAUUUAAUUAUUAAAUAUUCCAGUAAUUAUGAAAUAUCAACAGUUAGAUAAUCCUUAGGGAUAAAUCAGGGUGUAUAGUAAUAUUGAUCAACAGUGUUGAAGUUUGGCAGCUGCACUGUGUUUUCAAGCAAGUUGCCUGGGAAAGAAAAGGUGGCCAUGGUAGCCUCUCAAAAGAGAAGUAGGGUUAAGGCAUUAUAUUAUCCAUUACUGCAUAACGUAUCUGAUCACCGUAUUGUCACAGCUAAAAUAAGACUAAGCCUGCGGCAAAGUAAACCAUCUGGUAAGAAAAAGAUCAGAUACGAUUGGAACAAGCUUCUCAAUGAUGACAUCAUCAAAGACAUGUAUACUGUUGAAGUCUGCAACCGAUACCAAACUCUACAGGACUUACAUGGUAAUGAGGAUGCAAACCAGAUGUAUGAGAAUAUCAUGACAGCCCAUGAAAAAGCUGCAGAAAUCAGUGUACCUGUGAAGGCCAAGAUAAAGCAACACGUUCCGUGGGAAAAUGAAAACAUCAUAGAAAAAAGGGAAAUGGUGAAGAAUGCUUAUGAGGUAUCCUUGAGAAGAAAUACCAGAAGCAGUGCUGUAAAACUGGAGGAGGCCAAGCAAGAGCUACAGGAAUCUUACGAUCGAGAACAAGAGAAGUAUGUGAAUGAAAAGAUUCAUGCAAUUACUGACGCUAUACAACACCAAAAAUCCGGUCUUGCAUGGGAAACGGUAAACGAGUUCACAAGAAGAAAGGGCACAAACAGGGGUCGAAUAAAAGCCAAAAGUCCUGAAGACCGUGUCAGUAAAUGGAAGUUACACUUCUCAAACCUGCUAGGUCAACCACCCAGUGUCACAAUAAAACCAACUGCUUCCAUAAUACAUGAACCUCUUCCCAUCAACACGGAUAACAUAACCAUGGAAGAACUGGUUAAAAGUAUCAAAGGUUUCAAAAAUAACAAAGCACAUGGUCUCGACAACAUACCAAUUGAAGUCUGGAAAACUGGUGCCUUAAAUCAACAAUUGCUUGACAUCUGCAACAAAACAUUCAAUGGUGAUCGACCGAAUAUAUGGGUUAAAAGUGGAAUAAUACCCCUACCAAAGAAAGGUGACUUGGGUGACACAGGAAACUAUCGUGGUAUAUCCCUAACUGUCACAGCUGCGAAAAUCUAUAACAAGAUUCUAUUAGAUCGAAUAAGACCUCAUCUGGAUCCUCUGCUCAGGGUGAACCAAAAUGGAUUUCGUACGGGUAGAUCUACACUACCGCAAAUUUUAACUCUGCGUAGGCUCAUAGAGGGAAUAAAAGAAAAACAGCUUCCUGCAAUAUUGACUUUCGUAGACUUCAGUAAAGCCUUUGAUUCGAUACAUCGUGGGAAAUUGAUGGAGAUCUUGAAGGCAUAUGGAAUUCCAACAAAGAUAGUGGAUGCCAUCAGCAUACUCUACAAGGACACCGAAGCACAGGUGAUAACUCCUGAUGGUGAUACGGAAUUCUUUGAAAUUCUUGCGGGAGUUCUGCAAGGAGACACACUCGCACCUUUCCUAUUUAUCAUAGCCUUGGAUUAUGCCCUUAGAGAAGCUACUAGAGAAACACACACUGGGUUCACUCUUACACCACGGCAGAGCUCCCGUCAUGUAGCAACAUACAUCACCGACACUGAUUUCGCGGAUGAUCUUGCCCUAAUUUCUGACUAUCUUGAAGAGGCACAACUUCUCUUAUUAAGACUGGAGGUUGCUGCGAAAACAGUGGGUCUGCAUGUUAACUACAAGAAAACGGAAUACAUGCUGUACAAUCAACCUGUAGGUGAUCUUGUCACACUGGCAGGGAACAAAUUGAAGCAAGUAGAUAACUUCAAAUACCUUGGUUCGUGGAUACAAUCCGGUGAAAAGGACAUGAAUAUAAGAAUUGGACACGCUUGGAGUGCACUCAACAAAAUGAUGAAAGUGUGGAAAUCAAACCUAAAAAAUCAUCUCAAAAUAGGUUUCUUUCGGGCCACAGUUGAAAGUGUACUGCUUUAUGGUGCUGAAUGCUGGACGAUGACUGGAAAGAUGAUGAAUAGACUAGAUGGUACGUACACAAGAAUGCUCAGAGCAGUUCUUGGAGUUUCCUGGAAGGAGCAUAAAACCAACAAAGAACUGUACGGCAAUCUUCCUAAGAUUACAGAUACACUGAUGAUCAGGAGGCUGCGGUUUAUAGGACACUGUUGGAGAAAAAAGGAUGAGGUGAUAAGUGAUUUACUACUCUGGGAACCAAAGCACGGCGCAAGAAAGAGAGGAAGACCAGCAUUAACAUACGUAGACCAGCUGCAAAAUGAUACUGGUUUGAGCAUAGCUGAACUGAAGAACAUCAUGGAAAACCGGAAGGAAUGGAUGAAGCUAGUUAAUGGAGUUCGAGUUCGCUCGAAAUAAGCAAGCAAGCAAGCAAGCAAGCAAGCAAGCAUAACGUUGCUGCAGUUAAUCCUAUAUAAACUAUUCCUUGUGAUCCUUGGUAACAGCCAAUCAGAGUUGAUCCUAACAAUUCCUACUGUUGGGUGACCAGUGAGAGAACUUCCCAAGAUCGCAUGAAAUACGAAAUUUGUAAUGGGAUACUGUAACACAAUAAUAUUAUUUUAACAAUGAAUGAUUUUACACAUUGUUUUUUUGUGCAUGUAACCAAGGAAAUUUAGCCAACUGUGUUCUUUAUACUUUUUAUUGUCUUACAUUGCGACUUUUGUUUAACAGCGAGAACUGGUGCUUAAAGCAAAGGAGGUAUUUGUUACUCAUGGACCAUGGCUUGUCCAAGGGGCUUUGGAAAAAUUAAAGGUAUUUCUUCUUCUUUUUCCAUGGAACCCCACCUCCUUCAAAAAUGAAGAUUUAUUCUUUUAGGGAGUCUUAAAAAAAGUAAAUAAAUAAAUAAAUACACUAAGGAAAAAAUAAACAAAUGUUAAUUAAUUAAUAUUAAAGCAAAAGGGUUGCAGUCAUGGAGAAAGUGCUUUUUGAAAAGAGUCCAAGUUCGGCAGCACAUUUUAUGGAGGAUGUGGACACACAGCAACAAAUUUUCCUUCCUCUCUUUUAACUUGAAUAAAAUCCUUAAGAAUUCAAUUCCAGGAAUAGUUGCCUGCAUAAUUUGACAUAUUGAGCGGGUCCAAAUAGACACGAUUAAGUCUGAAAGAAUGCAAAUUCAUUUUUAGCGAAGUUUUCACUGCCUUUGUCGUCGUCUUUGCUUAAGGUCCCUAUUAUCUUACACAAGGAAACACACUGGCGCUGGGCAAGCAAAAUAUGAGAGCUGACUGAUUGAGUAUAUACUUAUACUACCAGCCAAUAUUUCUGUAUUUAUUGGCCCUUUUUUUUUCAGGAAGAGAUAGCAACCUUAUUAGGAGGAACAGAAAAGGUUGAUACCCACCAUGUGACAAGUUGUGUUUCAUACUGCAAAGAAAAAUAUACAUUAUGGAGAGCGGAUAUCAGAAAAAAGGUUCUAAGAACUAAUAUUUGUGAAAGAUACAACAUAAUUAUGUACAAUCAUCAUGAUCAACAUCAUCAUCAUCUCCUUAAUUCGCACAGGUUUUCAUUGCGCUGGAAAUAAUAAAAUUCCCCCUUGUAGUCCUGUCCCGUCCUGAGACUUAAGACUUCAAGGACCUUUCUCAAAAUGGUGGCCAUUCCUAGAAAUGCAGACUUUUGUAAAGUUUUGACUCUGUAUGGAAUUCCUGUUUCCUUCAAGUGACUUUCUCAGGGUUGUCAGAAAGUUUUGAAGUAGACAGCUGAGUUGUCAAAGUAAGCGGUGAGUCCAGUGAUAUUUUAUUUAAAAAACGCCAUCCAUAAAGAGAUGCCAAGCAGGGUAGCCAGCUGAUACUAACCAAGUAGGCAGCCGGAUACUUUUGACAACCCUGCUUUUCUUCUUUGUGAUCCAAAGCUUUCUUGGGUAUUUCCCCUUGCAAGCUCUUGAUAUUUUUUGUUUCUCUCUCUUUUGCAUUCAAUGUUCCUACAACCAGGUGCUACAAUGUCUGUACAUGAUGACGACUUCAUUGUUUUUCUGUCAGUAGUUGUCUACACUUACAUGUAUGUUUAUUUUUGGAGCUUUUUCAUGCAUUAGAAAAAAAUGACAGUUAUUAAUUAAUUUUCUCUUUGUGUGCUUUGGAUUCAGGUACUCAACAGGAAGUUGAACCACUUGAAUAUAUCUGAGUUUACAGCUAAACUGUACGCACCAUUCAAGAGCAAGGAAGAAGACAUGAAAAAUGCUGCUAAAACUGCAAUGCUCCUGGUAAAACUUGUUUUCUUACUGUGAAGCACAAGUACAGUUUUGCCUUUAUUCUUAAUGUCUCAGGAAAAUCUCUUAAACUACAAGAAACAGUUCUGCAUCUGAAAAUGGAAACUUCCAAACUUUCAAACUUUCCUUAACUCAUUCCCAAGUACACAUUACGGGGAUCAAAGUUUUUCUUACUUAUUUAUAAGAAAAUUUUGCUGAAUCAUUUUUUGUUUUUUAUUAUCAAAGCUUAACAUUUAAUGGCAUAUUAAUUUUCUUGCUUACACCUGCAGCGCAAAUUUGCCUGUGAAAAUGGAUAUUUCGAAAACACAACAAAGGCAGACUUUUGGGACAAGUUUGUAGAGUUUGCUAACUCAUGGAACAAGAUUGGUAUUCCAAACAAGUGGGCAGCAUUAAAAGUAGAAGAUGAGUCAAAGUACAACGAAUCCCUGGAAACAAAUAAAGCAUAGUGACAUGAAAAAAGUGAAAGUGUAAAGCC
Porites evermanni is the source of this 7950-nucleotide messenger RNA. The record is from the annotation of a GenBank genome assembly. Lineage: Eukaryota; Metazoa; Cnidaria; Anthozoa; Scleractinia; Poritidae.